AUGGUUGACCAUGUCGAGUCUUCCUCAUCAUAUUCUCUCGGGCAAUAUUCUGGAGCAAACGCGCUUGGGGGUGGUCAAGAGCACGCUGUUCAAGUGAACGACGCGAUUGGGGGAGGUCAACAAAGCGCAGUAGUGAACGCUGGAGCAAACGCGAUUGGGGGUGGUCAAUUGAACGCUGGAGCAAACGCGAUUGGGGGUGGUCAAGAGCACGCAGUUCAAGUGAACGACGCGAUUGGGGGAGGUCAACAAGGCGCAGUAGUGAACGCUGGAGCAAACGCGAUUGGGGUUGGUCAAGUGAACGCUGGAGCAAACGCGAUUAAGGGUGGUCAAGAGCACGUAGUUCAAGCGAACGACGCGAUUGGGGGAGUGAACGCUGGAGCAAACGCGAUUGGGGGUGGUCAAGAGCACGCAGUUCAAGUGAACGACGCGAUUGGGGGUGAUCAAGUGAACGACGCGAUUGGGGAUGGUCAACAGGAGGGCCCAGUUCAAGUCGACGCGGUAGAAAACGCUAUGGCCCAGGAGGAGAACGCAGAAGAAAACGAAGGAGUUCAAGUUGAAGAAAACGCUAUGGCCCUUGAGGCGAACGCAGAAGAAAAUGCUAUGGCCUUGGAGGUGAACGCUGAAGAAAAUGAAAGAGUUCAAGCUGAAGAAAACGCUAUGGCCCAGGAGGAGAACGCAAUUCAACAAGAUGGGAAAAGAAGAAGAGCUGAAGAAAAUGCUAUGGCCGAGGAGGAGAACGCAGGGAAAAGAACUUUGAUUACCAUAUCAAGAUACCGUCCCAACAUCAAGUGCUUCCGUCUCUGUGUAAUAGAGCCAUUUGCUCNGGAUCACAUAACACGUGAGNCGCUUGAUNAAGGAUUCAGAGCCAUAGUUGAGGGAUGCAAGGAUCUUCGAAGGCUCUCUGUCUCUGGUCUCCUCACUGACAAGGCCUUUGAAUACAUUGGGAAACACGCCAAGAAGAAGNUUGAGAUAAGAGAUUNUACUUUUGGAGACACUGCACUACUGGAGCACGCUUCGAAACUUGAAACCAUGCGAUCCCUUUGGAUGUCGUCUUGCUUUNUAAGCUUUGGUGCUUGCAAGCUUCUCNGUCAGAAAUUGCCAAAGCUCAAUGUCGAAGUCAUUGAUGAAAUGUACCCUCCAGAGUCAAGACCUGAGAGCUCUCCAAUUGAAAGGAUAUACAUAUACCGAACACUCGUAGGACNGAGAUGA
Molecule: messenger RNA, 1209 nt
Organism: Arabis nemorensis
Lineage: Eukaryota; Viridiplantae; Streptophyta; Magnoliopsida; Brassicales; Brassicaceae
Source: the annotation of a GenBank genome assembly